GUUGGGGAAUGCAGAAGCUGUUGCAAUUGAUAAGGAAAUGUCUAAAAGGUUAGUCGACAAAGUUAUAUACCUGUCACAUAUUAGACUUGAUGCUGCUCUAGAAGGAAAGCUUAGCCAUCCGAUUCAUGCACAAACCAAAGAAGAUUUAUUUACUAGUUGCACUCCUAGCCUUGCAAUAUUUGAAAGGAACCCAAAGUAGAUUAAUUUUCUUCGAACGUAAUGGAAGUGCCGGGCUUGAAUCAUAUAUUGAUGCUAACUAUAUAUGGUCAAUUAUGGAUAAAAACUACAUGAUAUUGUACAUUCCUAGUUGGAAUCUUGUGACUUGAAAGAGUAAUAACAAAGUGUAACAUCCAGAUCCAGUGUCAGUGUCAGAGUUGAUGACAAUGACACAUGAUAUAUGUAAACGGCUAUGACUGAAGAUCAUCUUGGUAGAUUUGAGAAUAAAGUGAGAUGAAUCAAUGGAACUUUAUUGUGAUAAUUUAUCUGUUUUAGCAUAGUCCAAAAUCCAAUACAGUGUAAUAGAACUAAACACAUUGAAGUUGCUAGACACUUAAUCCAAGAAAAAUAGAAAGUGUCGUCCAUCUAUCUCUUUCCAAGGCAACCUUGCAGAUUUUCUAAUUUAGGGGACUAACAACAAUAACUUUAAAAGGAUUGUUUCCAAAUUGAGAACGGUAGAUAUUCAUUCACCAGCAUGAGGGGGAGAUUAACAAUAUAUUUUUUAUAAUUUUUAGUAAUAGUAACUUGUAUUUGGCCCAUUAGGUUUAGAAUAGUCCAUUUCAACACAGUAGGUCUUAUACAUGAUUCAUAACUUUUAAAUGUAUCAAAUAUUACUUCUUGAGGUUUAUGAAGAAUGGUUGUGUGACAUAGCAUUGGCCAGUCUUGAAGAACAUCUGGUUAUGCAAACUUGAGGUUUUGAACAGAUUGUUGGAAGAUUGUUGAGGCACAUUUUGUUUUUGAAACUAGCUGUUUAUUUAUGUAUUUGAGAAUUGCUCCUUAUUUUUGGCCAUCCGAUGAUUAAAGGUUAUGCUAACAAGUAUCCUAAGAGCACUAGUUAAAGAAGCCAAAAGUGGAAGCUUUUAUUGGAAACAACAAUAUAAACCUUUUUAAAAGUUGAAUGCACCAUUUUGCUACACAAUUUCGCUAUUUGUUUUCUUAACCGAUGUCCCAAGAGCAAUCAUUAGCAUUUUCCAAUGAUAAAUACAGUUGGAUUUGAAUAAAUUUGAAUAAAUGCUCUUUUGAGGGAAUGAAGUAAUUUAAACCAACCUUAUAGGGUAAAAAGAUAGUAUCAGAACGUGAAGUUUGAAAGUCUAUUUCUUCAUUGGUUAUCUGGUUGAAAAAGUGGCCAUUGUUACUCUGUUUCAAUGUAGACUUCUAGUGCUUUCUGCAAUCCUGCUGAUGUUGAAGCAUUUACUGAGGAGAAAAAACAGUCUCUUGUGAAACGUCAAGGAAAGGGUGCUGACUUUGUUCGCGCUGUUAAGGAGAUUGUUGAUAGCUAUGAAAAAUUAAAAAAAGAGAGACAACUUGGUGAAGCUAAUUGUGGCGGCAAUGUUGCUGAUGCAAAUAUUUUAAAUCCAUUCAACUCAUACGACAAGGAUCAGAAAGAUGCUCCUGACUUAUCACCCACUUUACCCAUGAAAUCUUCAAAUUCUGCUAUCGACAGACAUGAGUUGUGUCCAGCUAAAGAUGACUCAGCUGCUGUGUUGAAAGAUGAAUGUCAUGAUAAGGAGGCAUCAAAGAAGGAGCUUACUGAUAAUUUUGCUUCUAUACAAUCGCCUAAGCCCAUUACUUACUCUUCUCGAAAGAAAUCUGCUGGCGACUUGUGCCCACAGGGCUUCAUAACAGAUAGACAUAUGCCAGUUCGAAGGAAUAGAAGAAGCUCAUCGCGGGUCCAAACCAUUAUGUUUCCCUGUAAUGAUGGUGGAAAAAAUUCUGUCAGCCAAUUAACCAAUGCCGCUCAGGGUGCAUCUGUACGAAGGAAUAAACGUCUUAGGAAGUCGCCUGAUCUUGCUGGCUGUAAUGAUUUUGAUUCAUCUGCUUUGGUCUUGAAUGAUAACAUGGAGGACAAAGGCAACAGCUCUGAAAUUCUUACAAUUGAUUCUGAUGAAUUUAGCCUGAAUGAGGAUAGUGCAAUGGAUUCAAAUUUUAAACACACGGAAACUAUUGAAUGCCCUGAAGAAGAUGAGCUGAACAAAGGCCUUGAUCUUAAAAUAAAGGGUGUGGUCAAUAAGAAGAAAAGAAACCACAAUAGGAAGAGGGCAACCAAUGAUUCUACCAAGCCAACCAUUGAGUCUUCUAAGCCAACCGUUAGACUUGGGGAGGAACUUGGUUUGCGGAAUUCCAGUCAAAGUUCCCAGAAUAUUUGCGGAAAUUCUGAAGAAAGAUGCUUUGAGCAAGAUGGAGAUGAACACUUGCCCCUUGUGAAACGAGCAAGAGUCAGAAUGGGUAAAUCAUCUUCCACAGAGGGAGAACUCAAUAGCAUUCUACAUGCUCCAGUGAAAAGCUAUAAGGAAGAUAUUAGCCUGCCUUCCCAGAUGAUAGAUUCCUCAAAUCCCGAAAAUGGAAGCAAUGCUCCAGGGAAAAGCUGUAAGGAAGAUUUUAGCCCACCAUCCCAGAUGAUAGAUUCCUCAAAUUGUGAAAAUGGAACCAAUGCUCCAGGGAAAAGCUUUAAGGAAGGUAUUAGCCCACCAUCCCAGAUGAUAGAUUCCUCCAAUCGUGAAAAUGGAAGCUCUCUUGAUGCAGGCUCAUCCGUCCUGAUUGGAACUGUGGAAAGUUUUUCUCCUUCAAAGAAUUUUGCACCAUGUUUUGAAAAUCAGAUUUGUAAUAAUAAGAGAGAUCAAACAUUCUGCUCUGUGGAUUGUGAAGCUGCUUUACCUCCAUCUAAACGUCUUCAUCGAGCUUUAGAAGCCAUGUCAGCUAAUGCUGCGGAAGAAGGUCAAGCUCGCAUAGAAUCAUCAGCCUCCAGAAUGACAUCAAUUGGCACAUGCUGUAUAUCUGCUAUCAAGACAAGCCAAAAUAUGACUAUUAAUGAUCAUGAAGGUGGUAGUUUAGAGCUGCAAAAGUUCAAUGCCUGUGAUGGUGAUUCUUCUCAUAUCAUUGUGCAUAGUUUGCCAGCUAAUUCAAAUCAAGUGGAUAAGCUGUCAACCAGGUUCCAACCACAAAAAACUGGCACAGAUGUUCUCGCAGGUGCUGCAGAUAAAGUUGAAGAACUCGGUGAUUUUGUGGUUUGUCAUGCUACUAACGCGGAUUCGGAAAUUCAGGUUCAUAGGGAAAUUUCUCCAAAUUUUGAUUCAAAAUGUUAUGAAGUUGAAAGCAAUCAAGAUUCACCUGACCUGUCAUUACCACCAAUUAGUGAAGACAAUAUUAUAACAUCGAAUCAUUCAAAUACAACAUCUGAUGCAUCAGAGCACAAUGGAAUAAGCCAUCUUUCCGUGGCAGAUGUGAUUAAGAAAGAAGUUAUUUCCCCUCAAAAUAAUAUUGCUCUGCCUCGGAAUGAGGUUGCUAUUUCUGAGGAUAUGAAGUGUCUGACGCCAGUAGUUGUGGAUGUUGACAGAGCAAAUGACAUGAGUGAGGUCAUAAAAGAGGUAAAGUGUAAAGGACCAGAGGAGGAUUUGAAUUCUGUUUCAACAUCUGACUGUCUGGGUCAAAAGGUUAUUUCGGGCAUUCGGUCAAGUACAUCCCUGACAGAUGGGGGAGACUGCCUUCCACAAGGAUCACCUCCAAACACGUCAAUUUGCAAUGUAUCCACAUCAGACAGUAGUAAUAUGCUUCACAAUGGAAGUUGUAGUCCUGGUGUACAUUUACACCAGAAACAAACUUUUUCUGGUCCCGUUGAUGAAAAUAAGUAUGGAUCUGAGGCAACUCAACAAUCAAGAUCAAUGGGCAAGUCAACUGAAGCGGGUCGGGCUGCUCUGCUUUAUUUUGAAGCAAUGCUUGGGACAUUGAAAAGGACAAAGGAAAGUAUUGGCCGAGCAACACGUAUAGCUAUUGACUGUGCAAAGUUUGGCAUUGCAGCUAAGGUCAUGGAAAUUCUUGCCCACAAUCUUGAAAAUGAAUCAAGUCUGCAUCGGAGGGUAGAUUUGUUUUUUCUUGUUGACUCUAUUGCACAGUUUUCUAGAGGUUUAAAAGGUGAUGUUUGUUUAGUUUAUUCCUCCGCUAUCCAAGCAGUCCUCCCUCGACUAUUAUCCGCUGCUGUUCCUCCUGGAAAUGCUGCACAAGAGAACCGUAGGCAAUGUCUUAAGGUUUUAAGGCUGUGGUUGGAGAGAAAAAUCCUACCAGAACCCAUGGUUCGCCACCAUAUCCGGGAAUUGGAUUUGUAUAGUUCAAUUUCUGCAGGUGUCUUUUCACGACGAUCAUUAAAAACAGAGAGGGCUAUGGAUGACCCUAUAAGAGAAAUGGAGGGUAUGCAUGUUGACGAAUAUGGAAGCAACUCAAGUUUGCAGCUACCUGGAUUUUGCAUGCCCCGAAUGCUCAAAGACGAAGAUGAAGAUGACAAUGAAGAGAGUGAUUCCGAUGGAGGGAAUUUUGAGGCUGUCACACCUGAGCAUAUUUCUGAAGUACAUGAAAUGACUUCUACAAUUGAUAAACACAGGCAUAUCUUAGAAGAUGUUGAUGGUGAACUUGAAAUGGAAGAUGUUGCUCCCACUCAUGAUGUUGAAAUGAAUUCAUUUUGCAAUGUUGAAAGAGGAAAUACCUCACAGUUUGAGAAGAAUAUCUCCCUGUCUGCUGCCCCUCUACCUCAGCUUGUGCCUCAAUCUUCCCCACUUCCACCAUCAGCCCCUCCACCCCCACCCCCACCACCUCCACCACCCCCACCCCCACCACCUCCUCCCCCACCACCCCUUCCUAUGCCACACCUUGUUGCAUCUACCUCUGAUCCAUGUAGUGCUGUAUUUAAUUCAAGAGGUCAUGCAGAAUCACAGUGUGUAAAAGACAACCCACUUCACCCCAUGGCUCAGCCAUCGGCUGCACCAAGGAGUAACCAUCCUAGUAGUGAUGCAGUACACUAUCAUGGCUCAGAAUAUAGAGAAGUGCACAUGCCAGAGUCUACUUGCUCUUUCAACAGUUUCCCUGUACCACCAGUAAAUUAUCAACAUUCUGAUGGUGUUGCUAUGAAUAAUAGAGGAUAUUCUAUAAGGCCACCAUGUCAUGUGCCGUCAAAUCAAUUUUCUUUUGUUCACGGGGAACAUCAUGUGAGACAUCAAAGGGAGGUUCCACCACCACCACCACCACCACCUCCUUACUCCAACAGGCAACACUUUGCGGAGAACUUGGAGAGAGAGCACUUCUAUAAUAAUAAUCAUGAAAGAUUAAAACCGCCUCCAUAUGAUUACCGAGAGAGAUGGGAUGUACCCCCAACUUAUUCUGGUCCUAGAUAUCCGGACGAAGAUAUGCCUUCCCCAUAUGGGUGUCAUCCAUGUGAACCACCUAGAGUACCAGGUCAUGGGUGGAGAUUUCCUCCUCGGUCAAUGAAUCACAGGAACACCAUGCCAUUUAGACCACCCUUUGAAGAUUCAAUUCCAGUUACAAACAGAGGUCCAAACUUUUGGCGGCCUAGGUGAUAGUAACCAAGGAUCCAAGUCUGGUAUAACUGUCUUUUUCAACCCGAACUCUGGCUUUGUUUAGGAGGGGUUUAUGGUCCAUCAUUCUGUACAUGCAGGACUCCUUGAAGGAGGAUUCAACAUAAUCUGCACAUGACAUGUGAAUGUAUCACUAGAUUUGUUGUACAUAUGUAUUUAAGCCUGUUUUGCAAAAUGCAGGGCAGGAAGAGUCAUUGUAGAGUUGUGGGAGAGGUGUAACUUUAACUUAGGUGGUGUCAAAAUUUUUCCCUGCAAAGUUUUUAUAAUUUAUUUUAUGAUAUCCCGUACAGAAUUUAGAUCAGUAUAUAUAUAAAUUUCAGUGAAUAUUUCCUGGAAUUGUUCUUAAUAGAGGAAAACUUCUCUGCCAA
Messenger RNA from Lathyrus oleraceus (garden pea), 5944 nucleotides. RefSeq names its product protein HUA2-LIKE 2. The record is from RefSeq and is a predicted model, not a curated record. The transcript is spliced from 11 exons. The coding region runs from base 1632 to 5558 and encodes 1308 amino acids. Lineage: Eukaryota; Viridiplantae; Streptophyta; Magnoliopsida; Fabales; Fabaceae.